AUGGCGACCGUGGGCACGCACGCCCUCCCGACCAUCUUCGCGCCUCCUGCUGCUGCUGCUGCGCCCGCGCAACAGAGCUCUGAUUCCUCCUCCUCACCCCCCGCCGCACCCGCCGCUGCAUCCUUGCCCUACGAAGCCCCGCAGAUCAUAACGCAAGGCGCCGAGGCGCUCGUGUACCGCACGUCGUUCCUGUCGCCGGCGACGCCCGCGAUCCUUAAGCACCGGCCGGCCAAGCCGUACAGGCACCCGACGCUCGAUCGGCGGCUGACGAAGCAGCGCAUCUUGGCCGAGGCGCGCACGCUGGUGCGUCUGCGGCGCGAGGGCGUGCAGGUGCCCGGCGUGUUGGCUUGCGAUUGGGAUGCGGGAUGGCUGCUCAUGGAGUACAUCCCCGGCCACACCAUCCGCGCGUGCUUGGACCGCUACCUCCACGCCGCCGUCGCGUCGACGGCCGAUCUGCCGCCCCCCGUCGCUGAGGAAGGACUGGAAGGCGCUGCUGCUGCUGCUGCUACUACUACUACUACUACUACUACUACUACUACAACAGCAGCAGCAACGACGGACAACGGGGAAGAGACGCAGAAAGGCGCCAUCGACGAGGACGCGGUGCCCGAGCUGUGGGACCUGAUGACGCGCGUGGGGCGCGCGGUCGGGCGCAUGCACAGCGUCGGCGUCGUGCACGGCGACCUGACGACGAGCAACCUGAUGCUGCGCACGGCUUCUUCGGCGGAGACGGCGGUCGACGCGCACCCGGAGAACGCGCUGGACGGCACGGUGACGAUCAUCGAUUUCGGCUUGGCGGGCGCGACGAUUCAGGAUGAGGACAAGGCGGUCGAUCUGUACGUGCUGGAGCGCGCGUUCGGCAGCACGCAUCCCGCGGCUGAGCCGCUGUUCAGGGAGGUGCUGAGGGCGUAUGGGGACAGCUAUAAGGGGGCGAAGGUGGUAUUGAAGAGGUUGGAGGAUGUGAGGAUGAGGGGGAGGAAGAGGAGUAUGCUUGGUUAA
Molecule: messenger RNA, 999 nt
Organism: Lasiodiplodia theobromae
Lineage: Eukaryota; Fungi; Ascomycota; Dothideomycetes; Botryosphaeriales; Botryosphaeriaceae
Product: Serine threonine protein kinase
Exons: 2
Coding region: 1-999 (332 amino acids)
Biological process (GO): protein phosphorylation
Cellular component (GO): nucleus; cytosol; EKC/KEOPS complex
Molecular function (GO): protein serine/threonine kinase activity; ATP binding
Source: RefSeq, a predicted model, not a curated record